AUGGGAGAUGGACACAAAGUCUCACCCACAGAUGAAGAACUAUUGGCAUCUGAUAUCUACUGGGAGAAGGAGAGUGACCAAACAAACACCAACAGGCAGAUCAUUGGCAAAGCCCUGAAGGGGAAGACCAUCACCAUCAAGGCUGAGCCCAGUCACUCCAUGGAGAAUGGCAAGGCCAAGAUCCAAGACAAGGGAGGCAUCACACCUGACCAGCAGCUGCUGAAGUACUACUGUGAAAAGGCCAUGCACAUCUGCCCAAGUGCUGCCCACACCUGCACCCUUGUGCGGUCAAAUGCCUCAAGAAGAAGGGUGGCCACAUCGACAGCCGGUGCCCCAAGAAAGUCAAAUAAAAUGGGGGCCGUCCCUAAGCCUGUCCUCACAGUACAACCAGACUCUGUGGUCUACAAGCAGACUACAGUAACCUUCUUGUGUGAGGGGACCAGAGGAGCCAAACAGUACAUACUCUAUAAAGAGGGACACGGAUAUCUACGGAGUACAGAGAUUCCACAGAAUCCUAAGAAAAAGGCUGAAUUCUCAAUCUCAAAAAUAGACCGCAAUCAUGCAGGGCGAUAUCAAUGUGGCUAUCAGACUCAAGAUGGAUGGUCAGAGUUCAGUGACUCCCUGGAGCUGGUGGUGACAGGAGCACACAGUAAACCCAGCCUGUCAGCCCAGCCCAGCCCUGUGGUAACUGAGGGAGGACAUGUAACCCUCCAGUGUGUCUCAAAGCAACGAUACUACAGGUUCAUUCUGACUGGGAAAGGAACACAGAAUAUCUCCCAAAUGCUGGAUUCAAAGUAUAACUACUCUAUUCAGCACUACAAGGCCCUGUACUCUGUGGGCCCUGUGACCUCCAACCAAAGGUGGACAUUCCAAUGCUACAGCAAUUACCCGAGAAGCCCACUGGUGUGGUCAGAACCUAGUGACCCUCUGGAGCUCCUCUUCUCAGGGACCCUCCAGAAACCCACCAUCAAAGCUGAGCCAGGCUCUGUGGUCAGCUUAGGAAGUCACAUGACCAUCUGGUGUGAGGGGACCCUGGAUGCAGAAAUAUAUGUUCUGCAUAAAGAGGGAAGCCAAAAACCCUGGGACAUACAGACCCCAGAGAAGCCUGAGAACAAGGCCAAGUUCUCCAUCCCUUCAGUGACACGGCAACAUGUGGGACAAUAUCGCUGUUACUGUUACAGCUCAGCUGGCUGGACAGAGCACAGUGACACCCUGGAACUGGUGGUGACAGGAAUCCACUACAACAAACCCAGCCUGAGAGACCUGCCCAGCCAUGUGGUGACUUUAGGAGGGAACAUGACUCUCAAGUGUGUCUCACAGGAUGGAUAUGACAAGUUCAUUCUCACCAAGGAAGAUCAGAAGUUCCUCAGCUCUCAGAACUCACACUUUAUACCCAGUAUCAGGCAGUGGCAAGCCUUGUUCUCUAUAGAUCAUGUAACACCAGACCACAGAGGGACAUUCAGAUGUUAUGGUUACUACAACCAUACCCCACAUUUGUGGUCAGUACCCAGUGAACUCCUGGAAAUACAUAUCUCAGGCCUGUCCAAGAAGCCCUCCUUGCUGACUCACCAAGGCCAUAUCCUGGACCCUGGGAAGAGCCUCACCCUGCAGUGUUGUUCUGACAUCAACUAUGACAGAUUUGCUCUGUACAAGUUGGGGGGAGCUGACUUCACCCAGCAUGUUUUCCAGUGGACCCAGAGUGGCCUCUCCUUGGUCAACUUCACACUGGGCCCUGUGAGCAGCUCUACUGGAGGCCAAUACAGAUGCUAUGGUGCAUACAACCUCUCCUCUGAGUGGUCUGCCUCCAGUGAUGCCCUGGACAUCCUGAUCACAGGACAGCUUCCCUUCAGUCCUUCCCUCUCAGUGAAGCCUAACUCCACAGUACACUCUGGAGACAAUGUGGCUCUGCUGUGUCAGUCAACACACAAAGUGGACACUUUCAUUCUGUCCAAGGAGGGAGCAGCUCAACAACCCCAGCGACUAAAAUCAAAGUCUGAAGCUUGGGACUUCCAGGCAUAAUUCUCCAUGAGUGCUGUGACCUCUGACCUCUCGGGCAUCUACAGGUGCUAUGGAUCUCAGGAUUCAUCUCCCUACCUGCUGACACAAGCCAGUGCCUCUGUGGAGCUCACAGUCUCAGCCUCAGAGAAUCAGGAUCACACAGUGGAGAAUCUCAUCAGGAUGGGGAUGGCUGUCAUGAUCCUCAUAGUCAUUGGGAUUCUGGUCUUUGAGGGUUGGGGCAGCCAGAGACAGAUCCACCAUGCAGCUGAGAGGUAAUAAGAAGAGAAAGAAGUACAUCUUUCAAGGUUCCAGAGUCUGAGAAAUAAAUCUGAUGAUUCAAGCUUUCUGUAAGAAAAUCCAUUUCUUAUGUGAAAGAAUUGUACAGGAUCUAAAUGUGAUUUGGAUGAAGAGGAAGGUGUGAGUGUUGUGGUGAGAUCAUUCCUCAGCCAAUUCAUGUCCCUCCACCUGCUGUGGGCAUUUGCUGACUGAACCAACACUUCUGAAUCUAUAAAGUGAGGGAUUAUGCUGUCCCAUUAGUCUGGCUUAUGUCCUCAUUUCUGUGCAUUUUUUUUCUUUCCCACCUUCUCAUGUGUCAUUUUCCAUUUUUAUACAUUGCCACAUUCUCCAUGGAAGGAGGCUCUAUCUCUUUGACAAAAACAAGAAAGGUGCCUCAAUACCAAAAUGAUGAGUAAAAUCAGAGCCAGGAAUUCAAAUUACUCUGCCUAUGAUGGCCCAAAACCGUCUCUGUGACUUCCCUUCCUUUCAGUCUUCAAAACCUAUUCUUCAUGGAGUUUCUUUUUAAAUAUAAAACAAAUAAUGCCACACUGGUAGAAUAAGGAUUGUCAAGGUAGUGUAGGCACAACAAAGAAAGUGUUUUCCUAACACGAUUUCCUGAUUUGUGGCAUUUGCUGACCAUUCUAUAUAACCCCAUCAAAGACACCUUCACAACAGCAAUGUAACAUCACAGAUGUGAUGUUGAGAGAGUUGCAUGAAGUUUAUGUGUUUUUCAUUUCAUUCCCCACUGCCUAUUUUCAUAUAUGCAAAAUAAAUUAGCAUGCUGAUCAACCAUCUCAGAACACCUGGCUAGGAUGAAUUAUCAUACAAUGAUUCAUAAGUUCUACAUAGAAAAUCAUGUUUUAUC
Peromyscus eremicus (cactus mouse) is the source of this 3139-nucleotide messenger RNA. Its product is annotated as leukocyte immunoglobulin-like receptor subfamily B member 3. NCBI's taxonomy places the organism in Eukaryota, Metazoa, Chordata, Mammalia, Rodentia, Cricetidae. Gene Ontology annotation, biological process: cytokine-mediated signaling pathway. The record is from RefSeq and is a predicted model, not a curated record. The transcript is spliced from 10 exons. Gene Ontology annotation, molecular function: inhibitory MHC class I receptor activity.